GGAAGAGGCGGAGAACAAUAUGGCGGAUGGCGAGGAGCCGGAGAAGAAAAGAAGGAGAAUAGAGGAGCUGCUGGCUGAGAAAAUGGCUGUUGAUGGUGGGUGUGGGGACACUGGAGACUGGGAAGGUCGCUGGAACCAUGUAAAGAAGUUCCUCGAGCGAUCUGGACCCUUCACACACCCCGAUUUCGAACCAAGCACUGAAUCUCUCCAGUUUUUGUUAGAUACGUGUAAAGUUCUGGUCAUUGGGGCUGGUGGCCUAGGAUGUGAGCUCCUGAAGAACCUGGCAUUGUCUGGUUUUAGACAGAUUCAUGUUAUAGACAUGGAUACAAUAGAUGUCUCCAAUCUAAAUAGGCAAUUUUUAUUUAGGCCUAAAGAUGUUGGAAGACCUAAGGCUGAAGUUGCUGCAGAAUUUCUAAAUGACAGAAUUCCGAAUUGCAAUGUAGUUCCACAUUUCAGCAAGAUUCAAGAUUUUAAUGACACUUUCUAUCGACAAUUUCAUAUUAUUGUAUGUGGAUUGGACUCUAUCAUAGCCAGAAGAUGGAUAAAUGGAAUGCUGAUAUCUCUUCUAAAUUAUGAAGAUGGUGUGUUAGAUCCAAGCUCCAUUGUCCCUUUGAUAGAUGGGGGGACAGAAGGCUUUAAAGGAAAUGCUCGGGUGAUUUUGCCUGGAAUGACUGCUUGUAUUGAGUGUACACUGGAACUUUAUCCACCACAGGUUAAUUUCCCCAUGUGCACCAUUGCAUCUAUGCCCAGGCUACCAGAACAUUGUAUUGAGUAUGUAAGGAUGUUGCAGUGGCCUAAGGAGCAGCCAUUUGGAGAUGGGGUUCUGUUAGAUGGAGAUGAACCCGAACAUAUUCAGUGGAUUUUCCAAAAGUCUCUAGAGCGAGCAUCACAAUACAAUAUUAGGGGUGUUACCUAUAGACUCACACAAGGGGUAGUAAAACGAAUCAUUCCUGCAGUAGCUUCCACAAAUGCUGUCAUUGCAGCUGUGUGUGCCACUGAGGUUUUUAAAAUAGCCACAAGUGCAUACAUUCCCCUUAAUAAUUACUUGGUAUUCAAUGAUGUAGAUGGGCUGUACACAUACACAUUUGAAGCUGAGAGAAAGGAAAACUGCCCAGCAUGUAGCCAGCUUCCUCAAAAUAUUGAGUUUUCUCCAUCAGCUAAACUGCAAGAGGUUUUGGAUUAUCUAACCAAUAGUGCUGCUUUGCAAAUGAAAUCACCAGCUAUCACGGCCACAUUAGAGGGGAAAAAUAGAACACUUUACUUACAGUCAGUAACCUCUAUCGAAGAACGAACAAGGCCAAAUCUUUCGAAGACAUUGAAAGAAUUAGGGCUUGUUGAUGGACAGGAACUGGCUGUUGCUGAUGUCACCACACCUCAAACUGUACUUUUCAAACUUCAUUUUACUUCCUAAGGAAAAUAAAUCUGUACAUAAUGGAAAACUUGUAGAAAUAAUAUUCUUUAUGAAUGCUAAAAAAUCUGAUUGAAGAGCAGGGGACCCCACCGAAAUGGAAAUUUAAUUGAUACCACUUUUAGCAUUGGUGUCAUGAGAAUUUGACUUUUAUAUAUAUAUAUGCACACAUGCGCACGCACACACACACACCACACACACACAGCAAGCUACCCUUCUUUAACUUUGUAACUUUCUCUUGAAGACUGAACUUUGGGGUUGGUGCUUAUACAUGUUUUCAUUAGUAAUAUGGGAAGUAAUGCAUGGAGAGAAAGUUUUUGAGCAAAUGUGUUGCUUCUUUAAAGGAGGAGGCAAAUCUCUCUUUUGUGUAAGUUAUAUUGUAGUCAAAAAAAUGCCUUUCUCAGCUUUCAUUUGAACAACCACAUGUACAAAAGAUGUGUCCUUUAAUUGAAAUGAGGAAAUAAGUUUUAAAAUAGCAUUAAAAAUUAUAACAAUAUCUGGAGUGUAUUGAACAUGGGCUGUUUCUUGAUUUAAUAUCCAUUUAAAUUGUGGUUAUCCAAAUGUAUAUUAUAACAAAAUUUAUCUUGUCCAUAAUAAUUUGUAAACAGUAUUAUAGCUAAAUAUUUGUGCAUGAAAUGGGAAAUAUUUUUAUGUGUUAUUUGCAGUGCCAUAGAGGCCAGUAUGCACAAAUUUAAACCAACACAUGGCUGUUUAAAAAAUUAAUGUUUAAACAGUUAUCACUGAUGCAUUUGCACUAUUUAUUAAUAAAAUUAUACAUUGUC
Messenger RNA from Jaculus jaculus (lesser Egyptian jerboa), 2190 nucleotides. RefSeq names its product ubiquitin like modifier activating enzyme 3 (gene Uba3). Gene Ontology annotation, molecular function: NEDD8 activating enzyme activity. Gene Ontology annotation, biological process: protein neddylation. The transcript is spliced from 18 exons. Bases 20 to 1411 code for a protein of 463 amino acids. Gene Ontology annotation, cellular component: cytoplasm; nucleus. Lineage: Eukaryota; Metazoa; Chordata; Mammalia; Rodentia; Dipodidae. The record is from RefSeq and is a predicted model, not a curated record.